CUUCUAAAGUCCCAUGACUCUCGGAAACAAUAUGGGCGAUAAUUUUAAACGACUCGGUGAAGCUGCGAUCCCAAUUCCGACCAUCGACUGGGCCUAUAUUCGAAGCUCCGAGCAAGCCAUCGCUGCACUCCAUCUGCGAGCCGGCUCCCUGAGAACCAACGUGCUGGAGCUCUUUGACGUUGCCAACAACAUCGGGAAGGAUGAAUAUCUUACGGGUUCCACAGCAUUGCACGUCACUCAGCAGAAACGCAAAGAGGUAGCAGCGGAGAUCCACAGUAUCGAAGUCGACGAGAAUCAAAAUCUAGAGGCGGUGCAGAAGCUCGAGACCGAGCUGCGCGAACACUGGGCAACAUAUGCGGCAUACCAGUGUCGCAUAUUCUGCGAUUGCGUUCGACAGAAGCUGCCUAGAGAACUACGCGACAUGGUAUGCCAGGCGUUGUGGGCCGAUGCCCACCACACGAUCACGGACUGGAACUUGCGGGCGCUUUCCAUCGCGCCUGAGAACCCUGUAGCGCUCGUCGAGUCCUGGAGCGGGCGCGACACCAGUUUUUGUUUCGAAGAGCGAUUCGUAGGCCCGGACUUGCAGCAUGAAAUCAUAGAGGCCUGGUGGCGCAUGUCUGUUUUUCAGUUCAAGACGUCGCAGCUCAUACCGAAAUUCAUCAGCGAGGACUUCUGGUGCGCGACGGUUAAGGACCAGAUGAAAAACGUCCUUGUGGACCUGUCAUAUCGGGAACCGAAUUCCAGAUUUCACUUAGGGCAGCAGGCAAAACUCGGUCCGACGGUUGCUGGAACCGACCUUGAUACUGAGCUGGCAUAUAUACAUGCGCUGAGCCGGGUCUCGAAAGUUGCGCUUGCGAUCAAGAAAAGAGACUUCAGGAAAUCCUUAGCGACCGUGCAAGAGAGACAGAGAAGGUUUUUGCAUGCCGCCAGUAAGCUCUAUCCGGGACUAGAGAAACUGCAGAAAGACGGGUACCACGUUUCUGUCAUUGUUGACGGGGAUAUUGAAAUCAAAGUGGAGGGUUUUGACAUCAGUACAGACGGUUGGCGGAAGCAGAUUUACGAUGCUGAAGAACUUGCACCGCACUUCAACCAGCAUCGUGGGUCAAACGUAGCAUUUGGUUGCGGCACAAAAGUACAGGUGCUACCAAGAAGUAAAUACACUUUUGACGGCAAGGUUCCACAAGACAAAAUGUCGAUAUGGCAUGACGCCUUACAACUAUUCCUUCGCAUGAGAAUAUACAACCCAAUCAGUUCGGGCCCUCAUUCCACUGUUCUCAGGCUUGGCAUCUGUUUACAAUUGGACGGUACUGGCGGGUGGGCGGCAUGGCUAGCGAGGCCACCGCAUUCUGGAAAUGUUGUCCUCCGCUCAGCCUUUCUUGGCCCUGCGCAUGAGACGGGGCGCCUCACAGACCAGGCGAAAAUGUCACCGCGGAUAAAGGCCGGCGGAGCCCCUUUCCAAAGGCGGUCACUGGAGCGGUGGGAAAAUUCUGCCGCGAGUUUGCGCCCAGAGCAAAUUACGGGGGGCGCAACACGAGCGCCCAAGACGGCCAGCGACAAGCCACCUUACGGCAAGGAUUUGGCUCCUAGC
Molecule: messenger RNA, 1588 nt
Organism: Paraphaeosphaeria sporulosa
Lineage: Eukaryota; Fungi; Ascomycota; Dothideomycetes; Pleosporales; Didymosphaeriaceae
Exons: 4
Source: RefSeq, a predicted model, not a curated record